This is a messenger RNA of Lentinula edodes (shiitake mushroom), 543 nucleotides long. RefSeq lists its product as uncharacterized. Lineage: Eukaryota; Fungi; Basidiomycota; Agaricomycetes; Agaricales; Omphalotaceae. The transcript has a single exon. The annotation marks the transcript as partial. The record is from RefSeq and is a predicted model, not a curated record.
CAAUUUCUAGCAACAGUAAACACAAUGCCCAAGUGGGUACAGGAAAGAACGUCAAAAUUAACAAAAGACUUCUUAUGGAAAGACAAAAAGAGAGGUCUAAUAGACUGGAAAUGGGUGACAAGCCCCAAAGAACAAGGAGGUUUGAACAUGCCCUCAAUUGAAAUGCGAUGUGAAGCUAUUGAAAUAAUGUGGGCAAAAAAAUGGUUGGCCCCCCCAGGCAAACGCCCCACAUGGGCCUUUGUACUUGAUGAAAUCAUCAAUAUGAAUGUAACAAAGAGGCCAAUAAUCGAUGAAGAAGCCCGAAUAAAUUGGGUAACACAGAAUUGGCACGAGUCAGAUGCUACAUGGGCAAAAAUCCCAGUUAGAAUCCAAACAAUGCUAAAGACAGUAAGGAAGUACAAUAUAGGUAUUGAGGCACUAAAAAUAAGUCCGAACACCAAAGGAAUGAUGCCGAUAUGGCAUCAUAUAGAUGCACAAUCAAAUAUGCUAUGGUCAAAGAAAGCUGCAAAAUGCUUAAGACGUAUCCACAAAGUGGUAACAGUU